AUGAAGAGGUUUACAAACCCUGAGCUGGAGUGCCUUGGCCUCUCGCGCACAGAUUUGGACUCAGGACCAUUCCCGGACCAAGAGCAAGAAGACGCGUUCGCACUACGCGCGCGUUGGUGGCCAUCCCUCAAGUUCUACGAACGCCACACAAGAGACGAACCAUAUCCUUACGGCCACCACUUCCCAUCCGACCUGCAUGUUGCCUACACGCCUACUGGUUCAGGCAUCUGGGUUCUAGCAGUAUGGGCCGAAAACUCACAAACCUGGUUGGAAGAAUACGAUCCGCCUCGGAGACCCGAAGACUGGGUGGACUUGGCGUAUUGCCGAACCAUGGAGGAGCGAUGUAAGAUUUUGGAAGAGUUUGGCGCGACGUUUUAUGAGGAUGUUGAGCAGUGUGAUAAGCUGCCGUGGAGUUUGGAUGAGGGUAUUAGAAAAGGCAAGAGAUACGAGAAGUUGCUGCGGAAGAUGGAGGAUGAUGAGUAUUUCGAGGAUUGGAUGAAUAGUCUGUGA
Molecule: messenger RNA, 510 nt
Organism: Alternaria viburni
Lineage: Eukaryota; Fungi; Ascomycota; Dothideomycetes; Pleosporales; Pleosporaceae
Exons: 2
Coding region: 1-510 (169 amino acids)
Source: RefSeq, a predicted model, not a curated record